UUGCCUGACGCGAUCCUGUUUAGCCGCGCCGAGAAACCCUCCUCGGGACUAUUGUACGCGCUGUACGCGCUGGCCGGCAGAGCAGAGUGAGACACCCGCCCGAAUCGGAACCGACAUUCGCAGUUGGCGGUUUCUCAGGGCUGGACGGGCGGAAGCGCGACACGAAGGCGACAGGCAGCCUGAGUCUGCAGUCUGACGUGACUUGGACCCGGCUUGCCUCGUCCGUUCGGUGGCGGACGAUGAAAGUAACAACACAGACGGCACACCUCACUCGCUGCCAAGUCAUCAAGGCACUGAGAAGCAAAAGCAAGUCGCUGUUUUAAGAAGGAUCGUGGCAUCCUCUAGCCGGGUUUCGCCUACGAUGGCGUCACUACCCAUAGCAGCCGGGCAAGAUCAGGGCCAGCAGGUGCCAGGGCACCAGGACAUGGGGGGAAGAGGCGCGGAUCUAGACUCUACCGUUGGCGUCCAGCUCAUCGCCAAGGCACGGAGGCUUUCGAUCAUCUCGGGACCCGGGCGCGAAGUGGAGGGGUUCACGGGGCCGGCGGACAGCGAUCGCCCGCUAGCUUCGGAAACACCACCAUGUUAUUCAAGUCCCAAUACCCAACCACAUGCAGCCACGCUGGAGGAGCGGCGAGAAGACUGCCCACCCGCGACCUUAGCAACGGCGGCUCUGGUGACAGUGACAGCUGCUCCUUCCUCUUCGAUAGCGCCCGCUCGUGUUCGAGCCCAUGUUGUCGACGGAGAUGUGAGCGUUGCUGGCAUGAGCGUAGUCGUAGCGCCGCGCAACCCCCCACAACAACUACUGGACCUCCCCAACGAGGUGCUCUUCCACAUUUUGGGGUAUCUUGAAGUGUGUGACCUGCUAGCAACUUCCAGGACCUCGCACCAUUUACGAAGCCUUUCCCUCGCCCCUUACACGCACCAGACCCGACUCCGGCGCGCGCGGACCAUCCUCCCGCCCCUGCUGACCUCGCCCACGCGGCCCUCGCGCGCCGAGCUGGUCCGGCGCUCGAUCGUGCUCACGCGCGCGGCGUUUGCCUCGCGCCGGCUCGACCACCGCAUGGCCUCGAUCCGCCUCGCGCGCAACCUGGCCGCGCGCCCCUCGGCCGAGUCCCUCGUCGAGCGCUGCGUGUUGCCGGCCGAGUGCCUGCCGCGCGGCGCCGCCCACCCCGUCGCGCCCGCGCUGGUGGCGCGCAAGCGCGCGGUCGAGAAGGAGCGCGUGAAGGAUGGCCUGCGCGCGUGGGUCGGCAGUGUCUGGAAGGGGGAGGUCGGCCGGCGCGAGGAGGGCGUUAGGCGGUGGGAGGAGCGGGCGGGCGUCGGGAGGGUGUGGAGGUUGAGGCGGUUUUGGGAGGGCGUGGGGAAGGGGGAGAUGUGAUUUAGCGUUGGUCUUUUCCUUUGUUUUGUAUACGUGUGUAUGAUCUUCGGGGGGCUGGGUCUGUGGUUCGCGUUGCGUUUGGUUGGGAGGAUUUCGGCCGGGGAUGGAGGUUUGUGUGUUAUCUUACGCCUUGAUAGGGCCAUGAUGU
This is a messenger RNA of Chaetomium fimeti, 1523 nucleotides long. RefSeq lists its product as uncharacterized. NCBI's taxonomy places the organism in Eukaryota, Fungi, Ascomycota, Sordariomycetes, Sordariales, Chaetomiaceae. The transcript is spliced from 2 exons. Gene Ontology annotation, molecular function: protein binding. Bases 362 to 1375 code for a protein of 337 amino acids. The record is from RefSeq and is a predicted model, not a curated record.